Lutra lutra (Eurasian river otter) is the source of this 5334-nucleotide messenger RNA. RefSeq names its product ubiquitin specific peptidase 3 (gene USP3). The record is from RefSeq and is a predicted model, not a curated record. The transcript has 16 exons. Gene Ontology annotation, biological process: protein deubiquitination. Lineage: Eukaryota; Metazoa; Chordata; Mammalia; Carnivora; Mustelidae. Bases 290 to 1897 code for a protein of 535 amino acids. Gene Ontology annotation, cellular component: cytoplasm. Gene Ontology annotation, molecular function: cysteine-type deubiquitinase activity; zinc ion binding.
GGGGCGGGGCGGGGCCGGCCUGGGAAGACGGAAGCCCUCCGCCUGGGGGUGGCGGUAGAACCCGGAUCCCAGAAUUCCACGUUCUUCGGAGCGGGGCUUCUGGAGACGGCGGGUGGGAAAACCCGGCGCCCGGAAGCCUUUGCUUUCUUUGACGCAAGGGCUCAGGACGCAGCUGCCGUCGGCCGAGCGCCCGGCGAGGAGCGACCCCAGACGGAGCCUUCGGAGCCCCUCCGCCCACACGUCUCCAGGUCCCCGAGCCUCGGUCUUCCUCGCCGCCCUACUCGUGGCCAUGGAGUGUCCGCACCUCAGCUCCAGCGUCUGCAUCGCUCCGGACUCAGCCAAGUUCCCCAACGGCUCCCCGUCGUCCUGGUGUUGCAGCGUGUGCCGCUCCAACAAAAGCCCCUGGGUCUGUUUGACUUGUUCAAGUGUCCACUGUGGAAGGUAUGUGAAUGGCCAUGCAAAAAAACAUUAUGAAGAUGCACAAGUACCCUUAACUAAUCAUAAGAAAUCAGAAAAGCAAGAUAAACCUCAACAUACAGUAUGUAUGGAUUGCAGUAGCUACAGUACAUACUGUUAUCGCUGUGAUGAUUUUGUGGUUAAUGACACCAAGCUGGGACUGGUACAGAAAGUCAGAGAACACUUACAGAACUUGGAAAACUCAGCUUUUACAGCUGACAGGCAUAAGAAAAGAAAACUUUUGGAAAACUCAUCACUAAACAGCAAGUUAUUAAAAGUAAAUGGAAGCACUGCUGCCAUCUGUGCCACAGGACUCCGGAAUCUGGGGAACACAUGUUUCAUGAAUGCCAUCCUUCAGUCACUCAGUAACAUUGAGCAGUUUUGCUGUUAUUUCAAAGAACUGCCCGCUGUGGAGUUAAGGAAUGGGAAAACAGCAGGAAGGCGAACAUACCACACCAGGAGCCAAGGGGAUAACAAUGUGUCUUUGGUGGAAGAGUUCAGAAAGACACUUUGUGCUUUAUGGCAAGGUAGCCAGACUGCAUUUAGCCCAGAGUCCUUAUUUUAUGUUGUUUGGAAGAUUAUGCCAAAUUUUAGGGGCUAUCAGCAACAGGAUGCCCAUGAAUUCAUGCGCUACCUUUUGGACCACCUGCACUUGGAACUCCAGGGCGGUUUCAACGGUGUUUCCCGCUCAGCAAUUCUACAGGAGAAUUCUGCUCUAUCUGCAAGUAACAAAUGUUGCAUGAAAGGGAUUUACAAGACAAACUCCCCAAAGACAGAAAGAAAAGAAAAUGGAGCAUCUACAGUUGUCACAGCUAUAUUCGGAGGUAUUCUCCAAAAUGAGGUUAACUGCCUCAUAUGUGGGACAGAAUCUAGAAAGUUUGAUCCAUUCCUAGACCUUUCAUUAGAUAUUCCAAGUCAGUUCAGAAAUAAGCGCUCAAAGAAUCAAGAAAAUGGACCAGUUUGUUCAUUACGAGAUUGUCUUCGCAGUUUUACUGACUUAGAAGAACUUGAUGAGACAGAGUUAUAUAUGUGCCACAAAUGCAAAAAGAAACAAAAAUCCACUAAAAAGUUUUGGAUUCAAAAACUACCCAAGGUGCUAUGCUUACAUUUGAAACGAUUUCAUUGGACUGCAUAUUUAAGAAACAAAGUUGAUACCUAUGUAGAAUUUCCCCUGAGAGGCCUGGACAUGAAAUGCUACUUGCUAGAGCCUGAGAACAGUGGCCCAGAGCACUGCCUGUACGACCUUGCCGCUGUGGUGGUUCACCAUGGUUCCGGGGUUGGUUCUGGACAUUACACAGCCUAUGCAACUCAUGAAGGUCGCUGGUUCCAUUUCAAUGACAGUACUGUAACACUGACUGAUGAAGACACCGUUGUGAAAGCAAAGGCCUACAUCCUUUUCUAUGUGGAACGCCAGGCCAAAGCUGGAUCAGAUAAACUUUAAUACCUCCUUUAAAUCAUUGUUUUUGUCAAAUAUACCGGACAAACAUUUCCAAUUUUCCAUAAAUACUUGAUCCAAGAUUUGAUUUCAUUAUGCACUUUUCAAUUUCCUAUUUUGGGUUUAGUUUUAUUUUGUCAAUGGUAGUGACGUAUUGAACAUGGGCACCAACUAAUUUUUUUUUUUUAGUUCUACCAGAAAACCUCAGCAGAUAUUUUGAUUUGCUGCUUUAGUUGUAAUAAUUCAGUUUUUUAUGUAGUUUCAAGAACUUAGUUCUAUUUGACUUUUUUAUAUUAAUGUUUUUGGUUCUCACUUUGAGGCACAUUUACAUCAAUGCUUUGUUAUGUUCACAUGCUGAAAGCAAGAUGUGUUCCUGAUUGGGAAGAGCAACAGAACGCCUGCUGCCUUUCACAGCUGUGAUGGAGAUCAGGUUGAUGGGAGAGCCAGGAUCAUGUGUGCACAGAACUUGUAGCCCACGGGAUUUCAGUGACCGCUCCAUAAUCGUUCCUUUUGAUUGUACAAGAGAACUGGGAGGGCAUCAUUAAGCAGGUCAGGUAAUUGCUGCUCUUAGUAGCUCUCAAGGUUGCUGUUUAUCAGCACUAACUAAAUAAAUUUGUUGGUUCAGUUGUACCUGUACUGCAAAUUCAAGAAUUACUCCUUUUGAGUUUGUUUUGUUCUGGAAUAUCUUUUGCGUGUGUAUUUGUGUUCAUGGAGAUAGGAGUACAGAAAAGUCCAAAGAAGACCAAACACAUUCAGUGUUGAAAAAUCUCAGACUCCGCUACACAGUGUAGAUAUUAUCCAGUGAGAGGAAACCAUAGCUUCUGUUUGCCUUUUGAACCAGCAUCUAGUUCUCCCACUGGCUAUCACGCUGGGAAUAACUGCUUGUCCACUUUUGUCUUAUUUCUUGCUCGGCCAUCUGAGGUCAAGAUACUGACCUCCAGAGUAGAUUCUGACCUUCACCUACAUUUUAGGUAACACUAUGGGGUCUGCUCCUCCAGAAGGAGAUUUGAGUCUUUGCUCCUUUGGUCUUUAACAACCCUCACUGGCCUAACCUGAUAGCAGAGCAAACUAAAAAUAUUCUCACUUUGAAAAGUUUAUAUUCUUGAGUUUAGUAGUCUUUGUUUUAAAAUUGUUUUCGAGAAAAUAGGUAUAAGAACUAUCAAUAUUGAACCCAAGUUGAAAUUUGGAACCAGAAUUAUAUCUAAGGAAGGUAACUGAUUCUGCAAGGGGUCUAAGCCAAUCUCUUGGUGGGGUAGGGGUGGGGGGCAGUACUUAGCAGGUUGUGGAGAACAAGUGUGCGCUCCCUGAUGGGCUCUAGCAUGGGACCGUGCACUGCUGUCGUCAGCACAUCUCUUGUUCCAGUCACUAGUUUCUUCUCUGUUCUCUCCAAGUUGCUAUGAGGGGCCGAGUGUCUUUCAUAUUAAGCCAGCCAGCUGAAAUUUUUGGUAAUCUUGUUUCUUCUAUUAAAAGAAAAAAAAAAAAAGCCAAGUUUUUUGGUUUUUUUUUUUUUUUUUUUUUUUAAAGUGCAUGAAUAAUCUGAUGGCUGUCCUCCUGGGUCAGAUAUUUGAAGUUGCAGGAGCAGGUGUGGCUCCACUUCCAUUUUAAUAUUCGCUAGAUAAAUCCUGUCUUUUUCUCAGGGCAGAAAUCAGCAGCUCAACACUUCACUAACCAGUUACGGCUCAACUUGUUCUAUCUGGUACGGCGGUCACUAGUCACAUGUGGUUAAGUUUUAAUUAAAAUGAAGUUUAAAACCCAGUUCUUCGGUCACACUAGCUACAUUUCAAGGGCUCAGCAGCCACAUGUGGCAGGGGAUGCCUAGGCUCGGGCGGUCCCGUCAGCAUGUAGGACUCCCAGACCGCACCGGUUUGCAUUUCCACUCCAGAGAAGAAAGCUUUGCUGUCAUGUUUAGGUCUUACAACUUAGACACGAAGUCCAGAAGAUAAUUAAGAGGGAAACAUGUAUUUAAAUUAGUUUACAAUGCUAAAUUAUAUGAGGUUGAACCGUAGGAGAUUGUGAUAUUUAACCUUUUGAUCUAAAAGUGAAAGUUCCACAUAAUAUAAUAUAGCAACACAUUAACACCACAUACAGUUGAACUUAAAAUUGCCUCUUCCUUGAUCUGUUCAGUAUCUCCUGUGAAUACAGCCUUUUUUGUGUAGAAGGCAUACAGCUGUGACUUCUAACAUUAGCACUUCCCUUGUUUCUCUGAGUGGGCAGCUCAGAGGACUUCAGCAAUGUAGCCUUGGGCAGUGUUGAUAUUGGUAGUGAAAAAUGGUCUUUUUAUACCAAAGGGAACUUCCUGACAGCCAGACUACUUUGAUGGGGAAAGUGGUCCUCAGACCGGCAGCACUGCUGGCUUAAGAGUUGGACACCUCCUCUUUGAAUUUCUGGAGUGUUUUUAUUGCUUGAUUUCACUUAAGCAGAAAUGUUUGAAUGACAUUAUGAAGGCUCCUUUGGAAAGGUGAUUGGAUCCAUUUGAACACCAGUGAUGUAAAUGUGCCUAUUUGUAUUUAAAAAAUUCAACUGUGUAGCCUUAUUACACCUAUUUUAAAAAGCUGAUCUUCCUGUGCUCUUCAGGGCUUUCCCCUGGGGCCAUGCUGGCUCUGCGUGGGUGGCUCACGCAGAGACCCAGAGACCGCAGCAGAGGCAGUGCCUCGCUCUGGCAACUGGCUCCCUGGAACAAGAAAACUUCCUCAGAAGUCCUCCCACACAGGUGGGUGAUGGAAAGUUUGUGGCAACACAAAUCUCUCUCCAUGGUGGAGAAACCUUUGCUUAUCCACUGUAUUCUACUCAGUGUCUAGUGAUGACAUAUGUAAUAGAAUUAAACCAGUAAAGUGUACAGGCCCUGGUUAAGUGUUAAAUGUGUAUCUCACCCGGGGAACCUACUCAGCGGCGUGGUUUCUGGGGUUGGGGACAGAUUUAUUUCUAAAAGCCAAAUGUCUCUUUCAUUGGUUGAGCGUACAUAAGUCUAUUUAGAUACACUUCUCUCACCGCAGCCCCCAGCAUCCCCUCCGUUCCCUCCCACACCCUGUUGCUGCCAUGGCCUCUCCACUUGGGCCCUGGAAGGGCUCAGGAGCAGCCUGUGCUGCAACCGGGGCAAGGGUCCCGAGAGACCGGGGUGCAGCCACAGGAAUGUGCCCACAGUGCAGGAAGAGGCUGGCACCCUCGGGUGGGGGAGGUGCCGUGGUGCUAGGUCCCCGCCCCGCACACUGGGGUAACCCCGCCCUUGGUCCCAGCGACGACGGGCUCCGGACCCUCCCCGGCCAGUGCUGCCUGGGUCUCCGGUGAGCAUCCGCCGUGGAAGCCCAGUUUGUACGACGCGAGAGGAUUUUUGGUGCAAGCGACUGACCGCAUUUACCUUGUAAUCACAGCCCUUUUCUGCUUCACCAACCUGAACUCUUUUAUGGAUGAAAGUAUCAUUAAAGUUCUGGUCUCUUUCCUCUUGA